Messenger RNA from Parasteatoda tepidariorum (common house spider), 3665 nucleotides. NCBI's taxonomy places the organism in Eukaryota, Metazoa, Arthropoda, Arachnida, Araneae, Theridiidae. The record is from RefSeq and is a predicted model, not a curated record.
AAAAAAACAUUAAAUAUUUAAAUCAUAAUUAUAUAACUGAUUAUCAAUAAUUAAUGUAUAAUUAAACCUUAUUAAUGAAGCAUGAAAAGUAACUAUACUUGAUAAAAUGUAACAAAUAGUUAUGCUAUAACUUCAGAUUUAAAAUCAAAUCAUAUGCGGACAAUAACAAUAAACACUCAGAUAAAUACCAAUGAAAAUAACUUUCCAUUAACUUCAAAUUGAUUACAACAGAUAUGUACGAACAUUUCUGAAAGAUUUAAAUAUAGUACCUUUACCAUGUACUUUAAAUUUUGCACGAACUAUCUCAUGUUCAAACCAUGGAAAUAAGAAGAAAAGCUGUAGACAGACGAGUUUAUACUAUCAGUUCUACUGCCAAAUACUUCCGUCGAUUUCUAUACGGACUUAUCGGUGUAGUUCUGUCUGCCUAUAUAGUUCUCUUCAUAGUCGUAGUGUCAAGGCACAUCGAUCAGAGUGCCCAAAAUGAGGUGAAAAAAGCUCUCACUGAAGAAUCCAGAGAAAGGACGAAGGUCUUAAGACCAGUUGGACUAGUGGGUGGACUUGGUCCAAGCUUAUUGGGAAUGGACAGAUUCCAAGAACGGUGGGCUGCUGUGGCCAGAGUUCUUAACACAAAUGAUGGAAGAGCACCUCGUGUCCGAAGAAGACUACAUAUUUGUCUUCAGCCAAGGUUCCGUAAUCCUCCUGGACCCAUGAUUGCUUUGGCCUCCUUUCCUGGAUCGGGGAAUACUUGGGUUCGAUUCCUGGUACAACAGGCUACAGGUGAGAUUAACUUUGUAUUUAGAACUAACGGUUUUUUUGAACUGUUGCUUAAAAACUUUUUUUCAGCAUGGGUGAACUUUGUUCAAACUCAUUCGCGGCUUUGGAUGGAGAGUGUUUUAGAUUGGCUUCAAUUCCAAGGUCCUCUUAUGGUACUGAGAUACGAAACCAUCAUCGAUGAGCUACCGAGCCAACUCAUUCACUUGCUGAAGUUCUUGGACACGAAUGUCUCUUGGAAUGCCUUCCAGUGUGUGCUCCGUAACCGUGACGGCAUCUUCCGCAGGGCCAGGAAACAACUAAACUUUGAUCUCUUUGACGACUCUCUGAAGAAGAUAGUUGAGGGUUACAAGAAAAUAGUAGAAAUGGCGCUUUAUUACCACGAACAGGGUAUCAAGUUCGAUAUUAGUAAUACAACACUUUCUCAAGAUGCUGAUGAUGGUUUGUCCAAUGUAUCAGUACUUCCAGUUACUUACGUUGAUAAGGAUCAAAAUAUUAUUUCUUGAUACAGAGCUCUCAUCUCUUACUUUAGUCGUUUAUUUAUUUUCUGAAUACAUGUGAUUUUUGUGAAUGAUCUCAAUCAUUGUGCUGAUAUGUUUGUGUACGUUGAACAGUAGAUGAUAGAAGAUGUAUAGAACAAAGCGUUUCUGGAAGAAUCUUUUGUUUUUCUGAGAAGCGAAAUUCAUCUAAUUUACGAGAACGGAUAAUUAGAAUGAAUUAAGCUGUUUAUGGUAAUAUAGCUAUAAACAGAAAUGUUCUCUAAGAAUAUCUGUGUUAUUCUGAUUUGUUGUAUAAAAUAGGGUAAUCUCUAAUCAUAAUCCAUUGGAAUGUAUUUAAGGCUGCUGUGUUGUCUUUUAAGAAAACUCUGCAUUCAUAUUUUCCAUAAUAUGUUACAUUUAGCUAUAAAAGUUUGAGCAACUUACAAGUUUCAGUUGUUGAAUGAGUUGCAGUCUUUAUAAAAAUGUCCUAAUGUUGGCGAAAUAACAUAGUUUUUUUCGUUUAUCGUAAGUUAAGAAACUAACAAAAUUUAUGAUCAGCAUUGGGUUAUCUAAGUCGGUUAAUAUUUUAUGCGAAAACAACAUUCAUGACAUGAAAAAAAAUUGCCGAAAAACGCAGUACAUAUUACCUGACAAAGUUCACUGUUAGAAGAGUUUAGAACCAUAAUAGUGUCAAAAUUAGCUGAAUAUGGUACGAAAUUGAACAAUACUAACGUACUUUCUUAACUUGAUUAACGAUAAAAUGGUUUAAUUUAGUGCCCUAUUGAGAUUCCACAAAAUUUGUGCCGAAUUGUGGUACAAGGUACUAAUAUUAUGGUUCAAAAUAAAAUAGAUUUUUUUGAAAAUAUAUGGUAAAAAGAAAUGCUUCUUAAAAUUAGCAAGAUAAUAACUUUUACACGGAAAUGUCAUUUUUUUACUGAAUAUUAUCAAAUUUUAGUAAUAUAAUAAAGAAACUAAAUGUGUUUUAAAUGUUUAAUAUAUUUCUGUUUUAUUUUUAAUAUUCUGUUUGUUUUUAAUGCACCUGUUGGUUUUAAUAUUCUUGUUUCUUUUCUCUUAACGUUCUUGAUUUUUCAUUCCAUUAUCUGUCGUAAGAAUUGUGUCAGCUCUUUAAAAAGUCAAUUUAAACAACUUUCAAGCCUGAUUUAUUUGGAUAAGCAUGAAAAUUUGCAUAUUUAGCCCUUUUGAGCAUGUAACUCUUAAUAUUGUCUUAUUGGGUUCAGAAAUUCGACAUCUAUUACUUCUCCCGCAAUAUCCUGUUUCAACCAGAUAAUGAUUGGAAUUAGAGACAAAACUUCCCAUAAAAUAAAACUCUUCAAUUAGCGUACCAUGCUUAUAAAUGAUAAUGAAAUAAAAGGUCAUACUUUAAAAAUAAAAUUAGACAAAUAACUAAGUGACAAUGAAAUAUUGGAAAACGCAAUUUCUCACCAAUAGCAUCCCAAGAUUAUUCAGAAAUCUUCUCAUCCCAAUUUCACCCCUGACCCCAUUUUCGAAAUCGUUUUCUCAUUUUCAGUUUUAAACUUUUGUUUGCGAAAAAAGAAAAUAAGGAUAUCAAAUGACUUUUUAGGUUGCAUAUUAUUCAACAUUAAUUGCUUAUAAGUUGUGUAAAAAUCCGGCUCUUAAUAUCACCUCCGGUUGUAGAUUAUUCAGAAUUCUUCUUAUCCUAAUUUCACCUUGCCCCAUUUUCGGAAUAGUUUCCUCAUUUUCAAUUUUUAAUUUUCGUUUUUUGAAGAAAAAAAAGAAAUAAAUAAAGGCAUAUAUCAACCUACUUUUUAGGUCACAAAUUAUUCAACUAUUGCUCAUAAGUUGUGGAAAAUUCCGAUUGUUAGUAACCUUAUAAAAAAUAUGAAUGCGGAGAUUCUCUUCACUUUAAAAGGACGCUAUUUCGCAGGGGGAAAAAACCCUAUAUAACAAAUUCUGUUUAACGUAUACAUUAACAAUUUAAAAUUUAGGAAAAUUUAACCUUGUAAAAAAUAUGAAUAAACCUUAAAAUAAACCAUAAAGUUACAAAUUCUGAGAAAAUUUUUUCAAAAUAUUAAAAUGUGGACAAAUUACUGCAAGAUUACUUUCUCACUGCGUAAUCCUGACAUAACAAGUUACAUUUUUUCAGCUUUUGAUACAUCAUGGUUUGCUCUAAGUUCACCUAAGGCUCCUCUAAAUUAGAGACUCUAGGUUCACCGAAGUUCACUUUUCGAGAAAAGGGAGUUCAUACAAACCUUAAAGUAAACCUUGAAGUUUAAAAUUCUGAAAAAAGGCUUUCAAAAUAUUCGAAUACAAAUUUUAGCCAUUGCAGGAUCACUUUCUCACUGCGUAAUCCCGCCAUGAUUUGUUUGUAUUUUUAAUACAGUCUAACUUCUAUUUAACGAACUUCCCUUUUACGAAUUUCUCUAUUUUGCGAAU